GAGCUAUUCCAGAUGUAAUUCCGCUUUGUCCGAAGUUCCCCUGCAAACCAACUUCCUCUAAACUUUGGGAUAUAAAGCGUCUACCUACUGACCUAGUUAUAGACGACUGAAUCGCUAAAGAACAAUUGCACCUCGCCAACGAUGGAACUAAGAAUGCAUCUGUGUGUCGGUCUGAUUCUGCUGGGGACUGUCUUGGCCCAGCCAAACAAUCUCUCACUGGACAGGGAAUGGGAAAGCUGGAGAGCCACACAUAAGAAGGAAUACAAUGGCUUGGGUGAGGAAGCCAUCCGCAGGACCAUCUGGGAGAAGAACAUGCAGCUGAUUGAGGCGCACAACCAGGAGUAUGAGCUGGGGAUCCACUCCUACGAGCUGGGCAUGAACCACCUGGGGGACAUGACCACAGAAGAGAUUUCGGAGAGAAUGAUGGGGCUUCAGGUGCCCCUGUACAGGGAUCCUAACAACACCUUCACUGCUGAACCCAGAGAUCUCCAGAGGCUUCCCAAAUCUGUGGACUACCGCAAACUGGGCUACGUCACUCCAGUCAAAAAUCAGGGCUCCUGUGGUUCGUGCUGGGCCUUCAGCUCGUGCGGUGCUCUGGAGGGUCAGCUGAUGAAGACCAGAGGCCAACUGCUGGACCUCAGUCCCCAGAACCUGGUGGACUGCGUCACGGAGAACAGCGGCUGCGGCGGAGGCUACAUGACCAAAGCCUUCGACUACGUCAAGAACAACGGUGGCAUCGACUCAGAGCAGGCCUACCCUUACGUAGGACAGGACCAGAGUUGUGCUUACAGUGAGUCAGGGAGGGGAGCCGACUGCCGUGGGUUCAAAGAGAUCAAAGAAGGGGACGAGCGUGCCCUGACCGUGGCAGUGGCCAAGGUGGGACCCGUGUCCAUUGGCAUCGAUGCCACUCUGUCCACCUUUGCCUUCUACAAGAGAGGUGUGUACUAUGAUCGCAACUGCAACAAAGAUGAUAUCAAUCAUGCAGUAUUGGCUGUGGGUUAUGGAGUCACCACCAAGGGCAAGAAAUUCUGGAUUGUGAAGAACAGCUGGGGUGAGGAUUGGGGAAACAAGGGCUACAUCCUGAUGGCGCGUAACCGUAACAACGCCUGUGGAAUCGCCAACCUCGCCAGCUACCCCAUCAUGUGAUCACCAGAUCAUCAGGAGGAGGCCUGGGAUGAGAAUGACAACUGAGGGAACUACUUCAAAUAUCAACUACAAGGCACUGAGUCUGAUUCACGUGCCUCCAGCUGGCCUUGACCCGACCCUGUCCUUGCUUGUUUGAGUUAGUGUGUGAUGUGCUGUACAGUGUUGCUAUGUUUUCAUGUUAUGAACAGUUGAGGAUGUUGCCAUACGAGCAGUCCAAGAAUGUUGUUGUGCAAUAUAUAUAUAUGUAAGCCACACAAUUUGACAGAAUGUCUUUGGAAGCACAUAAUGCAAUUCUUUGUACCUCAGGAACAAAGUAUUCCUCCUGGUGAGGCUUAUUUGUAAACACACAAACAAAAAAAAAUGUUUUUAACUGAUGAAAUAAAUGUUGAGUAUUUUACA
Alosa alosa (allis shad) is the source of this 1545-nucleotide messenger RNA. Its product is annotated as cathepsin K-like. Lineage: Eukaryota; Metazoa; Chordata; Actinopteri; Clupeiformes; Clupeidae. The record is from RefSeq and is a predicted model, not a curated record. Gene Ontology annotation, cellular component: lysosome. Gene Ontology annotation, molecular function: cysteine-type endopeptidase activity. Gene Ontology annotation, biological process: immune response. Bases 142 to 1146 code for a protein of 334 amino acids. The transcript has 8 exons.